This is a messenger RNA of Aspergillus ochraceoroseus IBT 24754, 1047 nucleotides long. RefSeq names its product putative RAS small monomeric GTPase (Rsr1). The coding region runs from base 342 to 983 and encodes 213 amino acids. The transcript has 7 exons. Gene Ontology annotation, molecular function: GTPase activity; GTP binding; GDP binding. Gene Ontology annotation, cellular component: plasma membrane. NCBI's taxonomy places the organism in Eukaryota, Fungi, Ascomycota, Eurotiomycetes, Eurotiales, Aspergillaceae. Gene Ontology annotation, biological process: signal transduction. The record is from RefSeq and is a predicted model, not a curated record.
UCCAUCCAUCCAUCCAUCCAUCCAUCCAUCUUCCUCUCUUCCUCCUUUUCUUUCCCGACUUCCCGCCAAUUGACCCAUAAUUCGUGGAGAUUGAAACCCAAUGGAACGGAUCGCGUGUCGUUAGAUAUCCUGGUUCUUUCUCAGCUCAUCGUCCCCGCCAUCCCUGCGCAUUGCUUCCGAUCAUCAUCAAUCCACAUCUUCCGUCUUUCUCCAACCCUAAUCCUUCUGCCGUUUUCGAUCCUCCUUGCCCUCGCAAUUCUUGCCCAACCCUCGCAGACACCCCUGAUCCUAAGUUGUACGCGUUGCCAUUGAACCAUCCAAGUCCAUAAUUGUCCAUCUCAAUGCGGCCUCAACGGGAAUAUCACAUUGUCGUGUUGGGUGCUGGAGGAGUGGGAAAAAGUUGUCUUACUGCGCAAUUUGUGCAAAACGUUUGGAUUGAAAGCUAUGAUCCGACGAUUGAAGACUCUUAUCGCAAGCAUAUCGAGGUAGAUGGCCGACAAUGUAUUCUGGAAAUACUUGAUACAGCGGGGACAGAACAAUUUACGGCCAUGAGAGAACUAUAUAUGAAGCAAGGCCAGGGCUUUUUGCUUGUAUUCUCUAUCACUAGCAUGUCGUCUCUGAACGAGCUGUCCGAAUUACGAGAACAAAUUAUUCGCAUUAAAGACGACGAGAAAGUUCCCAUCGUCAUUGUGGGCAAUAAAUCGGAUUUGGAGGAAGACCGCGCAGUCCCACGUGCUCGUGCAUUUGCUCUUUCUCAGAGCUGGGGCAACGCUCCCUACUAUGAAACAUCGGCGCGUCGACGAGCCAAUGUUAAUGAGGUCUUCAUUGACCUGUGUCGACAGAUUAUACGGAAGGACCUCCAGGGAAGUUCGACCAGCGAUUAUGAUGCUGCCGCACGUAAACGCGAGGGUCAAACCCGACAAGACCGAAAGCGAGAGAGAAAACGACAAGUGCGGCGAAAGGGUCCUUGUGUCAUUCUCUAAACGCAUUCCCAAGGCACCAGAGAAUAUCCUUUAUCCUGCUCAACUACCCAUCGUUACCUCAUCU